Molecule: messenger RNA, 399 nt
Organism: Bipolaris oryzae ATCC 44560
Lineage: Eukaryota; Fungi; Ascomycota; Dothideomycetes; Pleosporales; Pleosporaceae
Exons: 2
Coding region: 1-399 (132 amino acids)
Source: RefSeq, a predicted model, not a curated record
AUGUCGGAGAGCGCUCGACCCUGUCUAGAGCAAUCAAAGUCCCGAGUUUCACGAGUUUCGCCUUUUCAAUUGAGUUGGCUUCAAGACGAUGGGAUAGCUGACACACGUGUUUUGGUAUCCUGCUCUGGACUUGUUCUUAACACAGAUGGUAUCCAAUUCCAAAUGUGCUUCCAGCCACAAAAUCUCUCUGCACACAACGUCUUGAGUUUAGUUGCAAAGGUUGGCAAGGACCCGGGAGAUGUGAUACAAUCACUGAAUGGGAGAGGUGCCUUGGAAGACUUCAAUCACGAGAUACGUUAUGCGUUACGUUCUGGAAAUAGUUUGGUCGUGUGCUGGAAGGAUGAAACGAUGUCCUUUGAGGAGAUUUUCGAGCGAGAAGCAGGUAUCAUGGUUUUGUAA